Messenger RNA from Protopolystoma xenopodis, 375 nucleotides. The record is from the annotation of a GenBank genome assembly. NCBI's taxonomy places the organism in Eukaryota, Metazoa, Platyhelminthes, Monogenea, Polystomatidea, Polystomatidae.
AUGGAAGCUAUAAUUGGACAUGUGCGUGAAGGAAAUAUGCAUGAAGUUAGGCUUUGGCUUGAUAAUACCGACAAUGAUGUAAAUCAGGGGGAUGAACAUAGAUUCAGCCUUCUGCAUUGGGCGGCGCGUGAGGGUCAGUUAGGAAUUAUCGAGCUGCUGUGCUCUCGUGGUGCUCGCACUAACUCUACUAACAUGGGAGACGAAACGGCUCUCCAUUUGGCCGCCUCAUAUGGACAUUUGGAUGUAGUACACUUUUUGGUUGUUGCACCGAAUUUUUCCACCGUGGACGCCACUAACGAGCAUGGAAAUACACCCCUUCAUUACGCCUGCUUUUGGAAUCAUUUAGAGAUUUCUGAGUCAGAGGCCGAGGGUUGA